AUGCGUGUCAACCGACUCAUAUGGAUAGGCGUUCUUGUAUGGAUACUCGGCUAUGCUUUGGUUUUCCUCGCGGCGUCAAUACUCCUUUUCCAACGGCGCCAGGUCUUUAUGCUGGUGUUCACCGCGGCACAGGUAACCCUCGUCAGCAUCCUCGUCACAGUCUACGCUUGCUGGCUCAUCAUCAACAUUGCUUCCGCCAUCCAGACGUGGCGUACUUCCCGUCUGAAUAUGGUUGUCAUCUUCCUCAUCCAGAUUUACAUCAGUCUGGCAGUGGAAAUGUACCUUCUGCAUGCUAUCUUCAAUCACCGUGAUGAACUCAUAUGGAAUUUCCUAGACCACGCCGUGACACAACUGGUUGGGAAGUAUGUCGACUCCAAGGAUGCGGCUGACAUUCUCGACUGGAUCCACGAGACGUUCGAGUGCUGUGGGAUAACCCAGUGGCAUUACGAAUGGUGGCUGGACGACAAUGGUUGGAUUCUGCCGAGAGUAAACCACACCUACGCCUGGGUCCCCCAGAGCUGCUGCAUCCGAACGGCGUACUACAAGAAUUGCGGAGUCGCGCGUCCAAGAAGGAAGCCGAGAUCAACGAGCGACAAUUCAUCUGGAGGGGAAGAGUCGGAAGAGGAGAAGAAAGAAGACGAGGUGGAUGAUGGUGUCUUUGAAACCGGCUCCUACGCCGCCACGGAUUGGUACACCCGACUCAAUAACGAGCCCUGUCCUGACAUGAUUGUUGAGUACGUUGGCGAGUGGCCCACCUACAUUCUGAUGGCACUCAUCUCCUUCACUGUUGGCAAGGCCACCAUGAGCACGGCCGCUUCCUUUGGAAUCAUCAGCAAAGCGAAUAAAUAA
Mesocestoides corti is the source of this 849-nucleotide messenger RNA. The record is from the annotation of a GenBank genome assembly. Lineage: Eukaryota; Metazoa; Platyhelminthes; Cestoda; Cyclophyllidea; Mesocestoididae.